Messenger RNA from Neolamprologus brichardi, 2970 nucleotides. Its product is annotated as cullin-3. Gene Ontology annotation, biological process: ubiquitin-dependent protein catabolic process. Gene Ontology annotation, molecular function: ubiquitin protein ligase binding. Lineage: Eukaryota; Metazoa; Chordata; Actinopteri; Cichliformes; Cichlidae. The record is from RefSeq and is a predicted model, not a curated record. Gene Ontology annotation, cellular component: cullin-RING ubiquitin ligase complex.
CUCGCGAGAUUUCGGAUUGCGCAGUGGAGAACAGCCGUCCGCCAUCACUGCAUACAAGCUAACACUAGCCAAAACCACUGAGGAGAACGACUGACAACAACACAACAGACACACAGGGCGACCUAAUUCCCACAGGGGAGGUCACCGAGUUUCUCUGUCGCUUUCCGGGCGCUGAAAGCAAAUUAGCAGCUGCCUUUCAUGUAGUCUUUAAGUCAACUUAGAAAGGAUAGUCGUUGCAACUAAUCAUGUCCAACCUAAAAAGCGGCCCCAAGAAGGACACCAAGAUGAGGAUACGAGCCUUUCCUAUGACAAUGGAUGAGAAAUAUGUGAACAACAUCUGGGACCUUCUAAAGAAUGCUAUCCAGGAGAUUCAGAGGAAAAACAACAGUGGACUGAGCUUUGAGGAGCUGUACAGGAACGCCUACACAAUGGUGCUCCACAAACAUGGGGAGAAGCUGUACACAGGCCUGAGGGAGGUGGUCACUGAGCACCUCAUCAACAAGGUACGGGAAGAUGUCCUAAACUCCUUAAAUAAUAAUUUUCUGCAAACAUUGAAUCAGGCCUGGAAUGACCACCAGACUGCCAUGGUCAUGAUCAGAGACAUCCUCAUGUACAUGGACAGGGUCUAUGUUCAGCAAAACAAUGUGGAAAAUGUCUACAACCUCGGCCUCAUCAUAUUCAGAGACCAGGUGGUGCGCUACGGCUGCAUUCGGGAUCACCUACGACAGACCUUACUGGACAUGAUUGCACGGGAAAGAAAGGGAGAGGUUGUAGACAGGGGAGCAAUCAGAAAUGCCUGCCAGAUGCUGAUGAUUCUAGGCCUGGAUGGCAGGUCUGUAUACGAGGAGGACUUUGAGGGUCCUUUCUUAGAUAUGUCAGCAGAAUUCUUCCAGAUGGAAAGCCAAAAGUUCUUAGCUGAAAACUGUGCCAGUGUCUACAUAAAGAAGGUAGAGGCCAGAAUCAAUGAAGAGAUUGAGCGAGUUAUGCAUUGCCUGGACAAGUCCACAGAGGAACCCAUUGUCAAAGUAGUGGAAAGGGAGCUAAUUUCAAAACACAUGAAGACCAUUGUGGAGAUGGAGAACUCUGGCUUGGUCCAUAUGCUUAAGAAUGGCAAGACGGAAGACCUGGCAUGCAUGUACAAGCUGUUUAGUCGUGUGCCAAAUGGCCUGAAAACAAUGUGCGAGUGUAUGAGCUCGUACUUGAGAGAGCAAGGCAAAGCUCUGGUGUCAGAAGAGGGAGAGGGCAAAAACCCCGUUGACUACAUUCAGGGUUUGCUAGACCUGAAAACACGAUUUGAUCGGUUCCUCCUCGAGGCCUUCAACAACGACAGACUCUUCAAACAAACUAUAGCUGGAGACUUUGAGUAUUUCCUGAACCUCAACUCCCGCUCUCCAGAGUACCUUUCACUCUUUAUUGAUGACAAGCUCAAGAAGGGAGUCAAAGGGUUGACGGAACAGGAAGUGGAGUCGAUUCUUGACAAGGCCAUGGUGUUGUUCCGGUUCAUGCAGGAGAAGGAUGUUUUUGAAAGGUACUACAAGCAGCAUUUGGGUCGUCGGCUGCUCAGUAACAAGAGUGUCUCAGACGACUCAGAAAAGAACAUGAUCUCUAAGCUCAAGACAGAGUGCGGCUGUCAGUUCACCUCAAAACUGGAAGGGAUGUUCAGAGACAUGAGCAUCUCCAACACUACCAUGGAUGAGUUCAGGCAACACAUACAAACUACAUCAGCAUCUUUAAGUGGUGUGGACCUCACAGUAAGAGUCCUAACUACUGGCUACUGGCCCACACAGUCUGCAACACCUAAAUGCACCAUCCCCCCUGCUCCCAGACACGCCUUUGAAGUCUUCAGACGAUUUUACCUAGCUAAGCACAGUGGUAGACAGCUCACUUUACAGCAUCACAUGGGAGGAGCUGACCUAAACGCAACUUUCUAUGGAGCUGUUAAAAAGGAGGAUGGUUCAGAGUUGGGUAUGGGAGGUGCACAGGUGACAGGGUCUAACACCCGCAAGCACAUACUACAGGUCUCCACCUUCCAGAUGACCAUCCUCAUGCUCUUCAACAACAGAGAAAAGUGCACUUUUGAGGAGAUUCAGCAGGAGACAGAUAUUCCAGAGCGAGAGUUGGUGCGAGCAUUACAGUCUUUAGCAUGUGGGAAACCCACACAGCGAAUUCUCACUAAGGAGCCCAAGUCCAAGGAGAUAGAAAAUGGACACGUGUUUACAGUCAACGAUCAGUUUACCUCGAGACUGCACAGAGUCAAAAUUCAGACAGUUGCUGCUAAACAAGGUGAAUCAGACCCUGAAAGGAAAGAGACUCGGCAGAAAGUGGAUGACGACAGGAAGCACGAGAUUGAGGCAGCCAUUGUCCGAAUCAUGAAGUCGAGGAAGAAGAUGCAACACAAUGUCCUGGUUGCAGAGGUCACUCAGCAGCUCCGGGCACGUUUUCUUCCGAGCCCUGUGGUAAUCAAAAAGCGGAUAGAGGGACUUAUAGAAAGAGAAUACUUGGCGAGGACACCAGAGGACCGUAAAGUGUACACCUACGUUGCGUAGAAGACGAACUGUGAAGGAGACGAGGAAGAGACUGGACUGGAGGGAGGGGGAGGGGUAGUUGUUUUUCUUUGGACUGUUGUUACGCAUGGACUGGAAAUUCUUUUAGAGACAGACACUGGGAACCCGACUCAUCGCCCCUUCCAAAAAAAUACAGUAAAAACAUAAAUGGGGAAUAAAAAUCUUACUACAGGAAAAAACGAAUCCAUCGAAAUCUUCUAGAUGAUUUUUAAAUCUUACCAAACUUCCUGUUCCCUGAGAGUUUUAACAUGGAUGGAUCCAGCUUCAAGCUUUUCACUGUUUUACCCUUGUAGAGCUCAAACUUGAAAAGAAUCCCUUGGGAAAAAUGUGAAUGCACCACUUAUUUUUUUUGGUUCAAUACUGUAUAAAAAUAAAAUUAUUUAAAAAAAAAAAAAAAAGAGGAAAA